Acanthosepion pharaonis is the source of this 636-nucleotide messenger RNA. Lineage: Eukaryota; Metazoa; Mollusca; Cephalopoda; Sepiida; Sepiidae. The record is from the annotation of a GenBank genome assembly.
AUGCUUCACGAGGUUAACAGCGACAAUCGCAGUUUCAGAUAUUCUUUGGAAAAUGCUCCCUUUUCUUCCUUCAGCAUUGUAAUUGAUGCCAACGAAUGCCGCUACAUUGCUCCUGCGUGCAAUGAAGUGGCUGCUAUUAUACAUGGGGAGCAAGACCGCACUCGUGAUAUUGUCCUCAAAUCAACAGGUGGCGCUCUUCACAGGAUUUCAGAGACCCAUCGAUCAUAUGACGCAUUGCAGUACCCUUUACUUUUCCCUUAUGGUGACGAUGGAUACCACUUCGGCAUUCCCCUUCAUACUCCGGGUGGCCAACCUACAACGCCUUCCAAAACCUUAUCGUGCAAGGCCUUCUACUCAUACCGGUUCAUGGUUAGGGAUGGAAACUUCAACCUGCUUCAUAGAUGCAGGGAGCUUUCCCACCAGUUUGCGGUUGACAUGGCCGCUAAGAUGGAAUCGGAGAGGCUUUGUUUUAUACAGAAUCAUCAGAAACAGCUGCGCUCAGGCUCCUACGUACACUCAGGCGACGGCCUUCGAAAUGAAGUCAAUCCCCGCGACCUAGGGAGGCUGUGCAUUCUGCUCCCUACCUACACUGGGUGGGGGCGCGUUACAUGCAUGAACCCACGCAGGACGCUAUGA